Molecule: messenger RNA, 915 nt
Organism: Leptosomus discolor (cuckoo roller)
Lineage: Eukaryota; Metazoa; Chordata; Aves; Leptosomiformes; Leptosomidae
Source: RefSeq, a predicted model, not a curated record
AUGUAUUUGAAGAAGCCCUUCUUGUUGUUGUUGCCAUCCUUGGCUAGAUUUAAUUCCAACGUUUAUGUUAACAUUGCUUCGCUUUUUCAUCCAUACUUACAGAACCCCAAGGACUGCAGCAAAGCUAAGAAACUUGUGUGUAAUAUCAACAAAGGCUGUGGCUAUGGUUGUCAGCUUCAUCAUGUGGUCUACUGCUUCAUGAUCGCUUACGGCACUCAACGAACACUCAUUUUAGAGUCUCAGAAUUGGCGCUAUGCUACAGGUGGCUGGGAGACUGUCUUUAGGCCUGUAAGCGAGACGUGUACUGACAGAUCAGGCACCACCACUGGACACUGGUCAGGAGAGGCUAAUGAUAAGGAUGUUCAGGUGGUGGAACUUCCCAUUGUUGACAGCUUACACCCACGGCCACCAUAUUUACCCUUGGCUGUCCCUGAAGACCUGGCUGAUAGGCUAAUUCGUGUCCAUGGGGAUCCUGCAGUGUGGUGGGUCUCGCAGUUUGUGAAAUACUUGAUUCGUCCACAGCCUUGGCUAGAGAAAGAAAUAGAGGAAGCCACAAGGAAACUUGGUUUCAAACAUCCGGUGAUCGGUGUUCACGUCCGAAGGACAGACAAAGUAGGAACAGAGGCAGCAUUUCAUCCUAUUGAAGAAUAUAUGGUACAUGUUGAAGAGCAGUUUGAACUUCUUGCUCGCAGAAUGCAUGUUGAUAAAAAAAGAGUGUAUUUGGCUACAGAUGACCCUUCAUUGUUGCAAGAGGCAAAAUCCAAGUAUCCAAAUUACGAAUUUAUCAGUGAUAACUCCAUAUCCUGGUCAGCAGGACUUCACAACCGAUACACUGAAAACUCCCUAAGAGGUGUUAUUCUGGAUAUUCACUUUUUGUCUCAGGCAGACUUCCUGGUCUGUACAUUUUCAUCCCAG